This is a messenger RNA of Cynoglossus semilaevis (tongue sole), 3334 nucleotides long. It is a transcript of the gene gtpbp1, whose product is annotated as GTP binding protein 1. Gene Ontology annotation, biological process: translational elongation. The record is from RefSeq and is a predicted model, not a curated record. The coding region runs from base 415 to 2448 and encodes 677 amino acids. Gene Ontology annotation, molecular function: GTP binding; GTPase activity; translation elongation factor activity. The transcript is spliced from 14 exons. Lineage: Eukaryota; Metazoa; Chordata; Actinopteri; Pleuronectiformes; Cynoglossidae.
CUGUUGUCAUGGUCGUGAGGAAACUGUAAUCAUAUGAACCACCCCUUCGUUUACAUUGGCCCACUGCCUUUUUUUAACAACAGUCACUCGAACACUACUGGUGAAAACACGGUAAAGGGUGUGAAGCAACACACACCUCCUCGUUAUUAUUAAUGAGGCCGUUUCAGUUUAUUUUUAAAUGGCUCGGACCCAACACGGCUACACCUUGACAAACAGUUUGUUAUUGUAGUGUUAACUGAUUGACGUUGUGCUGUCUGGAGCGUAGUUUUGACUGUGCAAUUAACGUCAGCCUGUGGAGCUUCGGACAGUGCAGCGUGCGGGUCAGUGUGUGUUUGUUUGGAAAACAGUCCGUCAGCAUUACAAUUGAAAAGGAGCUUUAAACUGAAUUCUGUCAGCUUGAGGGACGUAAAUAAAAUGGCUUCCAUAAUAGCGGAGCAUGAGCCAGGCUCCAUACCGCUGACUGAUACGUUAGUACCCGCAAGUAUAUUCGCGCCGGAGCGGGGAGGAUGCGGCGACGACAACGGGGACGAGGGCUUAGAGGAGGCGGAUAUGCUGAAUGGCGAGCCCGAGGACUGCAGGCUUGACUUCACUAACAAGCAGGCUCUUGUUAGUCCAAAUGGAGACCAGUACGACUCAUUGGUGCGGCAGCUACGGGACAGGAUGGAGGAGGGAUGUGGGGAAACCAUCUAUGUGGUUGGAAUGGGUUCAGAUGGCAGUGACUGGGGUCUGGACGACAAAGACAUGGAGGCCUCGGUGGCCACGGUGCGCUCCAUGUGCGAGCAACUGGACGCAGACCUCAUAUUACUUCGGGAGCGCAAUGAGACUGCAGGAUUGGUGCGUGACUAUCUGAUUAGAAGACGUGUGGGUGAGCUGGACUUCUUGGAGGUCAGAGUUGCAGUUGUAGGUAACGUGGACGCCGGUAAAAGCACACUACUGGGCGUAUUAACACAUGGAGAGCUGGACAAUGGCAGGGGAUUUGCCCGACAAAAGCUUUUUAGACACAAGCACGAGAUGGAAAGCGGCAGGACCAGCAGUGUGGGCAACGAUAUUCUGGGCUUUGACCAGGAGGGGCAGGUGGUAAACAAACCAGACAGCCACGGGGGAAGUCUGGACUGGACCAAAAUCUGUGAGAAGUCAUCCAAGGUCAUAACCUUCAUAGACCUGGCUGGCCACGAGAAAUACCUGAAGACCACUGUGUUUGGGAUGACGGGACACUUGCCUGACUUCUGCAUGCUUAUGGUUGGCAGUAACGCAGGUAUUGUCGGGAUGACCAAAGAGCAUCUUGGGUUGGCGUUAGCUCUCAAUGUGCCAGUGUUUGUGGUGGUAACCAAGAUAGACAUGUGUCCAGCCAAUAUUCUUCAAGAGACAUUAAAGCUUCUUCAGAGGCUACUGAAAUCUCCUGGUUGUAGGAAAAUUCCCGUUCUGGUGCAAAACAAGGAUGACGUCAUAGUUACUGCUUCAAAUUUCAGUUCUGAGAGGAUGUGUCCAAUCUUCCAGAUAUCCAAUGUGACUGGAGAGAAUAUGGAUCUGCUUAAGAUGUUCCUCAACCUGCUGUCCUCCAGGACGUCAUACAGGGACGAUCAGCCGGCCGAGUUUCAGAUCGAUGACACCUACUCUGUACCGGGUGUUGGCACGGUGGUGUCAGGGACUACUUUGCGUGGACUCAUACGCCUGAAUGAUACUAUGCUGCUGGGCCCAGAUCCUCUGGGCAGCUUCAUCCAAAUUGCUGUGAAAUCGAUCCAUCGUAAGAGGAUGCCUGUGAAGGAGGUCAGAGGAGGUCAGACCGCAUCGUUUGCUCUCAAAAAGAUCAAGCGUUCGUCAAUAAGGAAAGGCAUGGUGAUGGUGUCGCCCAAGUUGAAUCCACAGGCCACCUGGGAGUUUGAGGCCGAGAUCUUGGUGCUGCAUCAUCCAACGACGAUAUCCCCAAGAUAUCAGGCCAUGGUUCACUGCGGCAGCAUCAGGCAGACGGCCACCAUCUUGUCCAUGAACAGGGACUGCUUAAGGACCGGGGACAAAGCUACAGUCCACUUCCGCUUUAUUAAGACCCCAGAGUAUCUGCACUGUGACCAGAGGUUGGUCUUUCGAGAGGGACGCACUAAGGCUGUGGGAACUAUCACUAAGCUGUUGCAAUCCACCAAUAAUCUGCCGACAAAUUCCAAACCACCACAAAUCAAAAUGCAAUCCACGAAAAAGGUGCCACUACGCAAAGAAGACGGAUCCACUGGAGCUGGUGAUGACGCAGCUACGAUAGCCCUGUCAGCAGGGCCAGGCACGACACAGCAGGAGGGAGAGGAGGACCCUCAGAUAAAGGAGGGCAACAAAGAAAACAAGCCAAAGUCUGGAGGAGGUGGAAGGAGAAGAGGAGGCCAGAGGCACAAGGGCAAAGGUCAGAACAGUGGCACCAACACCACAGCGACCCCCUCCUCCGCAGGAGCCGGCAGCUGCUGAACUCUCCCCUGAUCCCACGCAGAACUCCUCCCUCGUGACCACUCCAAAUGUCUUCAUCCCACCAACCAUGAAGGAUCGUGACGUUCACAGUGAGACACUUGUCCCCAUUUAAAUUAUGUCCUAAUGCCUUUUUACACCUGGUCUUAAUGUUUUAAUUUUUUAAAAAGGGAACUCAAAGGGUAACUCCCCCCCCACCCCCAAGAGAAAGGUAAACACAUUUUAUGCAUUUUAAUGUCAGCUGCUUUUGCUAUUACUUUUUUAAAAAUGUUUGGAUAGAGGUAAUCAGUGUGGUUUUUGAGGUCAGCCUCACUCAGGAUGAUGAUUCUUUAAUUCUAUUCAUAUUUUAAAGUGUCUGGGAAAUCAACAAUUCAUUCCUUGGACUCAAGUGUUUUUAAUGAGGAGGUUAGCUAAACCCAUACCAAGGAAACAAGAGCAGCUAGAUAUAUAUAUAAAAAAAAUCCUCCAUGCAUUCCCUGUAUAUUUGAAAUGUAAAACAUUUGAACUAUUUAUACCGCAUAUGAGAAAUAGCUGUUGUGCUCCGAUUAAAGCAAGCCACUGUACAAAGUGUAUGCAAAUCACAAAUGAAUGUAGCAGAGGGCACAUAGUUAUUGAGAGGUUUAGAUGUAUGGAAAGGGUGAGCUGUAAGAUUUCAUUUGAUCACUUCCAUAUUGGCAAGAGUUUGACUUCUAGAAUCCAUCUGCACCUGUAGUUUCAGUCUGCAAUGUAAACAUGGUAGUACAAACAGAAACCACACAGAAAACCUGUCACUCUCAUAUCUGUUCACACAGUAUUUGUGCACUACCCCCUGCUGGUUGCAUUACAUGUUGUGACAACUUUGGCUGCUAUAGAACCUGACCGACAAUAAACAGAUCUUAAGGAACUUUAA